GACGCGGAAAUCACAGCCACAAACAACUGCAUCGUUACGGUGAAUUCCUCGGUCGGGACGGGACUGAAAGACUACACGUGUUCGAGUCCGAGUUGCAGAGUGGGAGUUGAACAGCCAAAUCGCAGCUCUGGGACUUCCCUGUGCAAUCGCAAUAAUUUUUGCUUAAAUACACAAGCGCUUGGGUGGUAGCUCAGUAUUGAACAACUGUUGUGAUACCACCAUGAGAACCACAGUCUCAAUUCUUCUGGAGAUAUCGAUCAUUUUGCUCAUGCAAAAGGUGGCAGAGAGUCUUCCGGUUGAUCCAAAAAUAAUCAAUGCUGGACCCAUUUGUCCGAGAAUAAUAUCCCGAAAUGAGUGGAAAGCGAGGAACGUGAGCGGUUACGAACUCCUGUGGACGUCCCCAACCCCUUACGUGGUGGUUCAUCACGGGGGGAUCCUCAACUACUGCUACGAUCAGCCGGAAUGUUCGGCUGUGGUGCGAUCCUAUCAGGACCUCCACAUAGACAAGAAUCACUGGAUAGACAUUGGCUAUCAAUUCGUCAUAGGAGAGGACAGCAACGUCUACGAGGGCCGAGGGUGGGACUACAUCGGGGCGCACGCACCGGGAUAUAAUUCCCAGAGCAUUGGAAUAUCAAUCAUCGGCGAUUUCUCUCAUUUCCUCCCGAACGACGGAGCACUCAAAGCCUUAAAUGAUCUAAUAGCGUGUGGAGUAUCAUUAGGCAAAAUAAGUCCAGAUUACCGAGUAAUAGGUCAUCGUCAAGUGCGCGAUACCGUAUGUCCCGGGGAGACAUUUUACAAAUACGUCAUGAAGAUGCCGAGGUGGACGGCACAUCCCGUACCGGUUUGCAUGUCCAACUGCACUUCAACCGCAAGUAGUCACAGUCCUGAUGGGCCCAGACCCACGUCCAAUGAUAGCAACAAUGUUGUGACACCUACAUAUAUAUCGAGAUAUAUCGCGGUGACUAUUAUUGUUGGUGAAGUGGCCGAAAAGCGGGUAGUGUAUCGCUCUUCAGCGAAGAUGAAGGUUCUUGUGGCAAUAUUUUCGGUGAAUCUUCUUUUAACAGUAUGGAUUUGCCCAACAGCAGGACGCAUCGAUUAUCCAACGAUCAUAAGCAGAUCACGAUGGGGUGCAAAGCCCCCCAAGACCACACCUGAAAGACUUGAAAUUAAUCCACCCCCAUUCGUUGUGAUCCACCACUCCGACACCGACAGCUGCACGUCCCAAGCGAUAUGUCAAGCUCGCGUUCGUUCAUUCCAGAAUUACCAUAUGGACCAUAAUGGCUGGGACGACAUUGGCUAUAAUUUCCUCGUAGGGGAGGAUGGAAAUGUCUACGAGGGACGUGGUUGGGGAAUCAGAGGAGCACAUUCACCGAAUUAUAACGUGAAGAGUUUGGGAAUUUGUUUCAUUGGGAAUUUUCAAUCUCGGAGCCCUCAGCCUGCGGCUGUCAACGCUACCAUUGAUCUUCUAGCAUUCGGCGUUGCCAAUGGAAAACUUAAAAGUGACUACACUGUAUUAGGACAUCGUCAAACAAAGUCCACAACCUGUCCUGGUGAUAAACUGUACUCUCUGAUUCAAACUUGGCCGAAUUGGAAAAGAUUAUGA
This is a messenger RNA of Diachasmimorpha longicaudata, 1603 nucleotides long. RefSeq lists its product as uncharacterized. Bases 221 to 1603 code for a protein of 460 amino acids. The transcript is spliced from 7 exons. Gene Ontology annotation, molecular function: N-acetylmuramoyl-L-alanine amidase activity; zinc ion binding. The record is from RefSeq and is a predicted model, not a curated record. Gene Ontology annotation, biological process: peptidoglycan catabolic process. NCBI's taxonomy places the organism in Eukaryota, Metazoa, Arthropoda, Insecta, Hymenoptera, Braconidae.